AUGGACACACGUAAUUCUCACGACAUUCCAAGUCUCAACGACCCCCAUGCUGUACCAACAGAUCCCUAUCGUGGACGCGCGCAACCAAUUCACAAUCUGCCUAUAAGAGUCGAAGCUCACGAAGAAGACAUACCUACUGAUAGCUAUGCCCUGGCAGUCGCAGAUCACGAAGAGAAAGGUGCAGCACAACUAGAUCAUGGAAAUGUUGAAGUGCGAGAUUUGGGCUGGAAUGAUCAUCCUGACGAUGUUCCCACCCCUCUGGUCGGAGGUCUACCAAACGAAGAGUUAUGGACUUUAGUUCGACGAUUCAACAAGCAGAUGUAUCAUGUCAAAUCGUUGCCAGAGCCACCACUUGGAGGCCUGGACUUAAAUAUUGCGGAUGAAGAGGAAUUCUCACCAGAUAAGUUGAGGGCAAAUGUAGAGCGGUUGUAUAUGACAGUGAUAGUCGGGCUUGUGACCUUUUGGAAACAUAUUGCAAGGUUAAGGUCGUGGAGAGAAAGAGAUCGAACAAUUGCUUUUGCAUCAGUCUACUUCCUGGCUUGGCUUAUAGACUUCCUAGUGCCGACGAUUGUUGGCUUUUUGAUCGUGCUUAUAGCGUGGCCGCCAGCAAGAGAAUACUGCUUUCCUCCAGCACCACCGGCACUUAUUGACAGCUCAACAGGAGGAAUUAAGAAGCCGACCGCAGGCGUGCUGGGUAACGACACUAGCUUGACUGGAGCGCCCGAAAAGUAUCGAGGAGAGGCGGUUGAGAAAGAAGCUAGCAACUUCGUGAACAGCUUUACCUCCAUUGCAAUUAGUAGUACAGCAGGGAAACACCCUCAGGGAGAUCCAUCUGGUGAUGAGGCGGCGCCCAGUGCCCUCGAAGAUGCAACACCAGACCUAACAAACCUUGCAGUCCAUGCCGCAGAUGCAAAGGGAAGCAGUGCAGGGGAUCAAACAAAUAGCCUACAUGAUAAAACAAAGGAGCCAAUGUCUGCAGCAAUAUGGUCAAAAACCCGACCUGUCAUGCAUGCCAUUGCUGACAUAUCUGAUGGAUGGGAAAGAUUUGCAAAUGCAUUAUCUCCAACAGCACCAUUCCCUCAUGACAAACCUCGACUUAAGCUCGCUGGCUGUCUUGCGCCUUUACUCCUCAUCUCUAUGUUUACUAGUACCUAUGUGUUUAUGAAACUGAAUGGGCUUUUCAUCGGGUUCGGAUUUUUUGGAGAUCCAUUGAUUUGGAGAGGGCUUUCAUACUUGAAUCGCGAAUUCCCGAAUUGGCAAAAAUUGUUGGAGAUUAGAAACACUUUGCUGAAAGGUGUCCCAACAAAUGCCCAACUUACAAUCACAUUAUUGCGAAUUGGUGAAGCGAAUAAAGCUCCCAUUCCACCACCUCCGUCUUCGUCUCUACCGCCACCUGACGUCGCGCAUGCUACAGCAGGAGAGGAUCUCGAUCACCUUGGUGUAUCCGAGGCAGAAAUGGCUGAUGCCAUCAAUCCCGACAUGCAUGCGACCACAACCAGUAUAGAUCAGUCAAAACCCAAGAAGAAAGGCCACCGUCUGUUGGCGGCCUUUAAAAGUGUUACUAAAGGUGGUGUCGAGACUGCCCUAGGAACGGAUAGACUGAAAGCUGCGGCUGGAGCAGAACACGCGAAAAAUCGUCUUGGUGUUUUGAAGGAUGGGACGGACGAUCCGGCGGGCCCUAUACGCUUUCCCUCUAGAUACAAGGGUCGAAAAGGACAUGCAUAUUUCACAGCCACCGCAACAACCCCGGCUUUGAGCUGGACGACGGAGAAAGAGGACAUUGAUCCUGUCUUCUCCAUAGCGAUAGCUGACAUUAUGGAGAUAAAGAAGGUUGGUGGGCUAGGCUGGAAAAGUAAGCUUGUAGUAGGAUGGGCUACAUCGCGAGAAAUUGCGGAUGGACUUCUUGUCAUCGGCAAAGCUGGGGACCGAAAACAACUUACCGCCAUCGCAUUACGGGAAGAAUUAUUCAAUCGCUUGAUUUCAAUGGGUGCACAAAUGUGGGAAGCAUGGUAG
Molecule: messenger RNA, 2013 nt
Organism: Botrytis byssoidea
Lineage: Eukaryota; Fungi; Ascomycota; Leotiomycetes; Helotiales; Sclerotiniaceae
Exons: 3
Coding region: 1-2013 (670 amino acids)
Source: RefSeq, a predicted model, not a curated record